UUUACCUUGGCCCCAAUGGAGAGGUGGAGGAGUAUGCUGAUGUUUCCAUCCAGCCCAAUGCAGCUAUCAGCAGUGACCUGUUCCUGGACCAGGCAGAGGAGCACUUGUUUGUCAUGACCAGCUCGAGGCUGGAGAAGAGGCCCGUAGCAGAGUGUUACAGACACCUGGACUGCAACUCCUGCCUCUCUGCCCACGACCCUUACUGUGGCUGGUGCGUGCUGGAAGGGAGGUGCGGCCGCCGCUCUCAGUGUCCUCGGGCGGACAGGCCGGGCCAAUGGCUGUGGAGCUUCGACAUGGAGCAGCACUGCCUUGCCAUCCAGGGUCUGACCCCGUCCAACAUCAGCCGAGAGGAGAAGAGGAAAAUUUUCCUCAAAGUACCGGGUCUGCCAGACUUGGAAGGCCAGGAAUCAUAUUCCUGCUACUUCCAGGAAAACGAGAGUCCGGCCAGUGUCACUGGGAGUGGAGUCACCUGCUUCUCCCCGGACACCAGCACUGUGCCCCUCGGGCACCAGAGUCAAGACUUUGUCACGGUCACCCUGUCCCUGCGCUAUCUCAAUGUCACCGUCGCCACGACGGAGUUCGUCUUCUACGACUGCGGUACCGUGAAGCACCUUUCCGGGACCAUGCCAUGCCGUGGGUGCGUGACCAGCCGCUGGGGCUGUAACUGGUGCGUCCACCAGCACUUGUGCACACACAAGACAGUGUGUGAGAAAGGAGUCAUCAUUUACAAUGAGCAGUCCAAGCUACCGACAGCAGCGCCCCCUACAGUCACGUUGCAGUCGGCUACACCCAAAGCCACUCUGUCUCCUACAACCGCGGCAGCAGCGGAGUUGCUCAGCCCCACUUCAGCCACAGCCGCGGCCACAACGAUGGCCACGACCACAACUACAACCAAAGCAACCAUACCUACUACCACCACUACUACUGCUGGUACUACAACCACUGAAGUCACCACUAUGGCGGCCACCACAGCAGAGCCCGAGCCGACGACGACGGUGGUGCCUCCGACCACCACUCUACCCACAGCUCCUCCUCCGACUACACCUCCAGCCAGUCUUCUGCAGCCUACAGCUGUGACAGAGCCUCCCCCCGUACUCUAUGACCACCUGGAAGAGAGAUCGACAUUAAAGGGGGAUCCAGUUGUGGAAAAUGUCCAUUUUGUGGUGACUCCCACUGGUCAAGAGGAGGGGACGGAGACUGGCUUGCCCCAGGUCUUGCCAGAUGACCAAUCUCCCACCUCCAGGGUCUCUAACCCCUCACCUGUGGCCCUCCCAGUGUACCCCAUCUCGGAAGCGGCGACUGCCCUCCCCACAAGUGACCCCACACCUCCGACCGACGCGCUACCUGUGGCUGAGCCCCCCACUGAAUCUCCACCCCCUUCGGAAGCUUCUAGCACCACUCCUGACUCCUCUCCCUUCCCCCUGGGGCCACCGGCUCGCCCCGGAGAUGUCCUUCCCCCAUCCUUGACUGAAGUCCCACCCCCUCCAGCCACCACUUCCCCACCACCCACCUCCACCCCCGCGGUCACGGUCCCCCCAGCGCCCACCGUGACCCCCGCAGAACAGGGAGGGAGACUCCAUGAGGAGGAGCCGGCGGCGAGGAUGGCCACAGAGAAUGACACGGCCCCGUCUGCGGCGGCUGUGCUGCUCUCAGGCGACUGGGAGUUCUGGGAUCACGGCUCCACGGACUUCCUCCGUCUGAUGGACUCGGACCCAGACUACCAGUACGAGUCAUUCCUGCCGGAGGAUGAGGGGGCCUUCUGGGCCCGGGGGGUGUCGGCGUGCCCCUGCGUGGAGGCGGUCUUGGGUUCUCCUCUGCUGCCUGUCAACGUGGAGAGAAAGAUCACCCUGCAAGGACGCAACCUUCAGCUCUUCAAGGACACGGAGCUGAAAUACGAGUGUGUGCUGGUGAUUGAGGGAAGGACGGCUGUGGUCGACUCCCAUGUGGAAGUUAAUGAGAUGGACUCUUCUCUCUAUGACAUCACCUGCCAGUCGAACCAGUAUUCAUAUUCUGCCCCCGUCGAGGAGUACAAUGCCAUGGUAUACGUCAAACGGAAAGACUCCUUUCAUGUAGACAGCUCCAAGAGUCUUUAUGUCACGUUGUACAACUGCUCAGCGGGCCGUUCGGACUGCAGCCGCUGCCACACUGCACCCCGCAAGUACGGCUGUGCGUGGUGUGGGGGCACGCGACCCGGCUGCCUCUACCGGGACUCCUGUGCCGACCGCAUCGAGCAGACCUGCCCGGCCCCCGUCAUCCACUUUAUCGAACCGACGUCAGGCCUUGUGGAAGGGGGCACUGUGGUCACCAUCUCCGGGUCCAACCUGGGGCAGAAAGCUGAAGAUAUCCAGCACUCAGUCACCGUGGCUGGCUUCCCCUGCACUGUCAACUCCAGCCGCUAUGAGAUCUCAUCUCGAAUCGUGUGCAAGACGUUACCUAGCGGUGGGGAGAAGACCAGCCAAGUGUCCGUGAAAGUGAACGGCGGGCAGUAUGGCCUCUCCUUUCAGAAGUUCAGCUACCAGGACCCAAAGGUGACCCAGGUGUAUCCCCAGAGGGGCCCCAAAGCGGGCGGUACCUCCCUGACCAUAACAGGAAGGCACCUGUGCACGGGACGUGCAGCCGAGGUCAGCGUGACGGUCGGCGGUGUGCCGUGCAUCAUCUCGUCUGAGAUCCGGGAGGACAGCAUUGAAUGUGUGACCGGCAGCACCAACAACACCGGGCCACACAGAGUGACUGUGCACUACUAUGGUGGUGAUCGCCACCUGCAGGGAGAGAUGUACAACUACACCCCGGAUCCCAACAUCAUGCAAGCGGCACCUUCAAAGAGCUUUCAGAGUGGUGGACGGACGAUUCGCGUUUCUGGGCACAACUUGGACGUGGUGCAGGAGCCCCAGAUUCGAGUAACCCUGUCUCCACUGGAACCGCUUGAAUCGAAGAGGAAGAGGAGGAGGAGAAGCAUAGCACACGUGGCUGGGAAGUGGGACAGGCCACUGCAGAGGCGCAGUCGGAUUGUGCCCGAGGCAGAGUGCGACCCUCUAAAUGGCGUGUGCUCGGACAGACAUUUCGUGGAGCUGUGCCAGGUGAACAGCAGCUCCCUGAUCCUAUGUAGCACGCCUCUGGUGGAGGGCUGGACGGUGGGGGCCCGCAUCAAGGUGGAGUUUCUGCUGGACAAUCUGCGCUUCGACUUUGACGACGUCAGCCCCAACGCCUUCAGCUACGAGCACAACCCCAUCCUGUACCAGCUGAACUCGAACGAGCACGGCAUGCCGUACCGCUACAAGCCUGGGAGCAUCAUCUCUGUGGAGGGGGAGAACCUCGACCUCGCCAUCUUCAAGGAGGAGGUUGUGGCCAUGAUUGGGGAGGGGGUGUGUUCUGUGAAGACCCUGACCCGGAACCACCUGUACUGUGAGCCCCCAUCCCAGCAGCCGCUGCCGGCACCCGGAAAGAAACGGGAGGGGAUGGACUCCCUCCCAGAAUUCACAGUCCAAAUGGGGAAUCUGAACUUCUCCCUGGGUAGAGUGCAGUAUGACUCUCUGAGCCAGUCCACGUUUCCUCUGGAGGCGCAGAUCGGAGUUGGCGUAGGGGCCUCCAUCGUAGCCCUCAUCGUGUUCAUCAUCGUCCUCAUAUACAGGAGGAAGAGCAAGCAGGCCUUGAGGGACUAUAAGAAGGUCCAGAUACAGCUGGAGAACCUGGAGACUAGUGUGAGAGACCGCUGCAAGAAGGAGUUCACAGACCUGAUGACAGAGAUGAUGGACAUGUCCAGUGACCUGGUGGGCUCCGGCAUCCCCUUCUUGGACUAUCGCAUGUACGCUGAGCGCAUCUUCUUCCCUGGCCACCGGGAGUCGCCGUUGCGCCGUGACCUGGACGUGCAGGAGUGUCGGCGUCAGACCGUGGAGCAGGGUCUGGUGCAGCUGUCUAACCUACUCAACAGCAAGCUCUUCCUCACCAAGUUCAUUCACACUCUGGAGAGCCAGCGGACCUUCUCUCCACGAGACAGGGCCUACGUGGCCUCCCUGCUCACCGUCGCCCUCCAUGGUAAGCUGGAGUACUUCACCGACAUCCUCAAGACCCUGCUCAAUGACCUGGUGGAGCAGUAUGUGGCCAAGAAUCCAAAACUCAUGCUUCGGAGGACUGAGACAGUGGUGGAGAAACUGCUCACCAACUGGAUGUCCAUCUGCCUGUAUGCCUUCCUACGGGACUCUGCGGGGGAACCUCUGUACAUGCUUUUCCGGGCUAUAAAGCACCAAGUGGACAAGGGUCCAGUGGACACCGUGACGGGCAAAGCCAAGUACACCCUGAACGACAACCGGCUGCUGCGGGAGGACAUAGAGUACCACACCCUGACGGUAAACGUGCUGAUGCAAGGGGGGGGCAGCGCCACCGAAUCGCAGCCGGUCGCUGCCAAGGUACUGGACUGUGACACCAUCACACAGGUGAAGGAGAAGAUCCUGGACCAGGUGUACAAGGGCACCUCGUUCUCCCACCGGCCACACGCAGACUCCCUGGACCUGGAGUGGCGGUCAGGCGUUGCUGGUCACCUUAUCCUCUCGGAUGAAGACCUGACAUCUGUCUGCCAGGGAAACUGGAAGCGACUGAACACCCUGCAGCACUACAAGGUUCCUGAUGGUGCCACAGUAGCGCUGGUCCCCCGCCACAGCAAGCAGAUCCACCAUGAUAACCAUGACUACAUGGCCGGAGAGAAAACUCCCAUGCUGGAGGAUGCGGACGAAGGUGGAGUGAGGCCGUGGCACCUGGUGAAGGCCAGUGAGGAGCCAGAUUUGCCGAAACACAGGCGUGGAAGCUUGAGGGAGAGGGAGAGGGCCAAAGCCAUCCCAGAGAUCUACCUUACACGCCUGCUCUCCAUGAAGGGCACGCUGCAGAAGUUUGUGGAUGACCUGUUCCAGGUGAUCCUCAGCACCAGCCGACCGGUCCCGCUGGCCGUCAAGUACUUCUUCGACCUCCUGGAUGACCGAGCUGUGCACCACGGCAUAUCGGACUCCGAGACAAUCCACAUAUGGAAAACCAACAGUUUGCCUUUGAGGUUCUGGAUCAACAUCAUCAAGAAUCCCCAGUUCAUUUUUGACGUCCAGGCCUCGGACAAUGUGGAUGCCGUCCUGUCAGUGAUUGCGCAGACCUUCAUGGACUCGUGCACCAUUGCCGAACACAAGCUGGGCAGGGAUUCUCCUAUAAACAAGUUGCUGUAUGCCAGAGACAUCCCACGGUACAAGCAGAUGGUGGAGAGGUACUAUGCAGAUAUCAGGCAGACCAUUUCAGCCAGUGACCAGGAGAUGAACUCUGCGCUGGCAGAGCUGUCUAGGAAUUACUCAGGUGAAUUGAAUUACCUUGUGGCCCUGCAUGAAUUAUACAAGUACAUCAACAAGUACUAUGACCAGAUCAUCACUGCCUUGGAGGAGGACAGCACCGCCCAGAAGAUGCAGUUGGGCUACAGGUUGCAGCAGGUAGCAGCCGCGGUGGAGAACAAGGUGACGGACUUGUGACGGCAAUGCCGGUGGGGACCGGAAGAGCUGGAGGGUGACCCCUCCCCCCGCUUACCAGAGAUGGUUGAAACCUCAAUGAGACGAGGAGGGCUGGAUCCAUUUCGUUGCCCGUCUCCAUUCUCCAUGGUGUCAGCAGGAUGGUUUUAUGUUUAGUUUCUUUCUGAGAAAUGUUGACUUUACAAGCUUAGCGAGAUGAACAUUAAGGGCUGGAGGAGGUGCUUUCAGAGGGUCAGGCGUUUCUGCUCUUUCACUGACACAACAAAGAGAGAGAGCAGACAUCUGUGAAGGGGAGUCCUGGCACAGGUUGGAAUCAGAUGGAAAAAGGACGGUACAGGGACCUGGGUGUUUUCCGGAAUGUCCCCCCCCCCCCCCCACAUUAAGCAAACUACAUGUUACGUGAAUCAGAGCCACGUGCCAUUGGGAGUCUGAUGGACAGUGAGAGAAGUGGCUCCAGCUUUGGAACCACUGUCCAUGUUUCUCGCUCGUUUGUCUCAAUGUACAUGUGGCCUGUAUCUACUGAGGUCAGUUUGUUUACUAAGAAUGGCACUAUUGCAUGUGAAUAUCUCGCUCCGUUCUCUUCUGUGGGUAAUGUAUGUGGCAGGUGCUUAUGAAUUUUGGUCAUUGGACACUGCCUGACACUAGAAAAAUUUAACAUUCUUUUUAAAUUGUUUAAAAUGGUAGAAUAAUGAGGGUUCCAAGUUUUUAAAAGCGGUACUCAAUUUUUCCUUAAUUUUCAGCCUAUCAGAAAAAGAAGCUACUGUUUUUAAAAGCUGUUUCUUCCAUAUAAUGUAGCAAGCCCUCCAAAAUGGGCCUCUGGGAUUUUGCCAUGGGUCAUGUAUUUAUUCUGUUUUAGCCUAAAGGGUUUAGCUUUUUUCCCUUUUUAAAACUUACACUACUGAUAUCUGUCCUGACAAUUGUAUAUUUUCCUUAUGCAUUAUUUAUACAUUUUACGAUCAGCAUCGUUAACCUUGUGGUGCAUCCAUGGGUAACGAUCAAUGUGUUAGUUGACAGAUAAGUCCAACCAAAAUGUUUUAUUCAUAAGUAUGGAGAAUAAACAUUGGUUUUGGUUAUUUUUGUUGUAACAAUUGUUACAAUUCAUAUCUAAAGUUAUGUUGUAUAGUAGACAAACUUUCAGACUGCUGAAAAUUAAGAUUGUGCACUUUGACUAAGUUUUUUUUUUUUUUCCCUCUUCAGUUUCUCAGUUUUGUUUUUUUUUUGAUGAAACUUGUUUCCCAUCAUUUAUUAAAACCUGCUUUUCUGUUCCAGUGGGGUGCUUUUGGCAUCCCCUUAGAACUUACUCCCAUACAUGCUGAUAUCCGUUCAUCCUUUACAUUUUCCCUCCUGCUGUUGGGUAAGAGUCACUGAAGGAAAGAUAAAUUUAAGGAACAAUUUCAGUGUCUUGCGUAACUGCAGUUUUUGGUGAACAACUAUAUGCCAAUGGAAGUUUGUGUAGCGGUUUUUAAGGUAACUUUUUUUCACCGCUGUGCCACUUUACUUCUUGGUGGAGCUGACUGGUGUUUUGAAUGCAAGGUGGACAAUAAAUAAAAUUAUAAAUUAGUUUGACCGGAAUUUGAUGCAGCUUUUCAAGCGUUAAGCAGGCGCUGUGGUGCAAUUCACUGUCACCGCUAGAGAGCGACAAAGAAUAUAUUGACAAGGCUCGGUUCAUUCAAUGCGUGGCUGUGCAAACUCGCUAUUUAUUAUUAAUAUGGUAUUAAAGACCGUAUGUAUGAUCAUUUCUUUGCGCACUUUGGUUGGGCUCGUCCAAGGAAUAUAUAUAAAAUGGAUUUCUAAACAAUAUAAAAUCAGUUUAUUCUCGUCAGUUGAGGGGUAAUUAAGAAUUUCAGUGCUGUAACAAGGGUAGGUUUACGCCUUGAUCGAUCAUUUCCGUGUCUCCACGUUUCUGAGGGUUGCCCUUUGAUGGCGCUCUAAUCCCCGGGGACCAGUAGACUUCAAAAUGAAGGUGACAUUCAAGUUGAGAGCGAUUUUAAAUAUCCCAUCCGUCUACGUGUAGAUGGUAGUAGUCGCUGCUUUUAGUAUAAUGAUUGACUUGGCCCCUGUCAGUUCUGUCCUUUGUGUAGUGACCAAAAGAGAAGCAGCUGUCUGGUUACAAACAUCUGCGGACCUUCACGGGUACUAAUGAUCGCCUCCGGGGGAGGUGAAUGCGUGUUUGCCUUGAAGUGAUGGUGUGAGAAAUGUCGGGGGUGUUUUGAACAUGUUAGUUAUUCUGAUUUGAAUUAGUGGGGGAGGAUGAAGGCAAUGGAAGGUUAGAAAAUAAAGAAUGAUUGAAUUAAAUAAUAAAACCACAAAAUGUCGUCCUGAGAAUUUCGAAUGUACAUUUUCUGUUUUGUGUUUUCAGUGUCCUUCGGGGUCUGUACCUUAGUCCUGGGAUACCAGAGUGUAUAGGCUACUUUUGUGUAAUUGUUUUCAAAAUGGAUAUUUAGAAACAUGGCACGGUAUUCGAUUCUGUUUAAGAAUUUGGAAAGAAUCGUUAUAGUGAACCUAAUUUAUACCGUCAUUUGAUAUGUACGCCUACAAAGGAAUCGUUUAAAUUAAGGACGUGCGGUUUGGUGUUUAAUGCUCGGGAUCAAUGGGAGCGGGGAGCUCGAACGCUUUUGCUGGUUUUUUUUUUUUUUUUUUUUUUUUAUAAACAUGUUUUUAAAAUAUGUAUUUUCGACUCCUGAUGACCAAUUUGAAAGCUUAGCAUUCGAGUGCCUUCUGUAGCCAAUUAAAACCUGUGUUAUGUAGAAUACAGCUUACUUUGAAACCCGUUUACAACACUUUUCCUGAAGGAUCUGUCCCUUUGAAUUUGUAUUAAACCAGCCCUAUUUUCAAUAUUCGGUGAGAACUAAAGUCAAACAUGCACAGUGGUGUCCUGGGACGGGGGUCCACGACCUCUGAGGUAUUAUCAAGAAAAAAAAAGAGGAUGACAGAAAUAUGGUCAAAAGAAAGUGUAACAUUACUCCUAGGGUAUACUAAUGUAGUUUGUGUAGAGCCGGCUCUGCGGGAUCACUAAAGAUGUUAAAAUUAAGAGUUGUUCUUUCUAUGAUUGUAAAUGGAAUAAUAAAGAAAACUUCUAGACACUUAAUCUGUUUAAUACGAGAUUUCCACAAGUGGUAAUGUAAUAAAAUUGUUCAUUUUUA
This is a messenger RNA of Paramormyrops kingsleyae, 8635 nucleotides long. Lineage: Eukaryota; Metazoa; Chordata; Actinopteri; Osteoglossiformes; Mormyridae. The record is from RefSeq and is a predicted model, not a curated record.